This is a messenger RNA of Echinostoma caproni, 912 nucleotides long. NCBI's taxonomy places the organism in Eukaryota, Metazoa, Platyhelminthes, Trematoda, Plagiorchiida, Echinostomatidae. The record is from the annotation of a GenBank genome assembly.
AUUGCCUGUUCAUCCCUGUACAGUUGCGGACCAUUCCAUUUACGUAAUGCGUGGUCCGAGGUGUUCGAACGUGAAGUCAGAGAAUCGGAGUGCUCACGAUCCGAUGACUGUCAUCUGUAUGGCAGUCGUGUCGCCUCGUUCUCCGGUCAUACCGCCCGAAUUACUUCAAUCGAUGUAUUCUCCACCGAGGGUUCCUUCCUCACCGCUUCGCAGGACAGAACCGUGCAAUUAUGGUCCUUAUCUGAUUCAUAUAAUCCCAUCCAUACAACUACAGAUCCACUUCCGCCCACCUCAAAGUCUGUCAGUUCGAACCCAGUGGCCGCCUCUAGCAUGCAUGAACUGCUCUCCUCUUCUACGGGACGUAACACACCCGUCGGCCACAGCUCCGGACAUCAAGCAUCUCUCGCUCGGUUAAUCUAUCGGGAACAUCGUAAACCAGUGUUCGGUGCGGUCUAUUUACCAACGUACAGGCUGGUUGCCUCUAUUGAUGGACAGCUUAUACUUUGGGAUCCUUGUACCGGUCAAAAGGUUCAUUCCGGUUUGACGACCGUUCUAAACCUAACCGCCCUCGCACGCUGCUCUGUGCCCGGUGGAGCAGUUCUCUGUGCAGAUGAAAAUGGGUACGUGCAUCUCAUUGACCCCCGUGUGUCCGGAUCGGGCAGUCAAAGUGCCUUGCGGUUGAACAGUGGCUGUUCUUUGGCAUCCGAUUCAUUGGCUCGUUCUCGGNGGGGAGCAGGGUAUUAUGCAUCUGGAAUCCGUGGCACUAACCGGAGUCCGUCUCCGCAAACAUGCAAACCAGACACACAGGAGGAGUUGAAUUCUCGUGCCAGGGUGUUCCCAAAACACACCCCUGUCCGAAACAAAAUGUGGCAUCGUUACUAUUGUCGCCGUGAAAAGAAUAUCGAUGAAUAA